AGAGAGAGAGAGAGAGAGAGAGAGAGAGAGAGAGAGAGAUGGAACCACUGGAGGAUGCUUUGCUGGGGAGAAAGAGAGAGAGGGACUUAGAGGAGAUCAAGAGCGUGAGGCAGUUCAUGGAGCAUGUGUGGGAGGAGAAGAAGAAGCUGUGGUACUUGGCGGGGCCGGCCAUCUUCACGUCCCUCGCCCAGUACUCCCUGGGCGCCGUCACCCAGAUCUUCGCUGGCCACCUCACCACCCUCGAGCUCGACGCCGUCUCCACCGAGAACAUGGUCAUCGCCGGCCUCGCCUUAGGCAUCAUGCUGGGCAUGGGAAGUGCCCUGGAGACCUUGUGUGGCCAGGCGUUUGGUGCAAAGCAGCUCCACAUGUUGGGGAUCUACAUGCAGCGGUCAUGGGUCAUCCUCACGGCGAUGUGCAUCUGCCUACUGCCCAUCUACCUCUUUGCCACCCACAUAUUUUUAUAUAAUUUUAUAAAAAUAUCAGUAUUUUUAUACUGCAUUAUAAUAUUUUAUUGAAUAUAAUAAAUCAUUUGCUAGAAAAAUUCUGAAAAAUGAAAAGCAUUUGCCUACAAUAUCAUAUCACUAACUUGCAUUGCACAAUAUCAUCCUUUUUUCUCUUCAUCCUCUUCUUUUUAUCUUCUACAUGAUUUCACUCAUAGCUGGGCAUGGGAAGUGCCCUGGAGACCUUGUGUGGCCAGGCGUUUGGUGCAAAGCAGCUCCACAUGUUGGGGAUCUACAUGCAGCGGUCAUGGGUCAUCCUCACGGCGAUGUGCAUCUGCCUACUGCCCAUCUACCUCUUUGCCACCCACAUCCUCCUUUUCUUCCACCAGGAUGCAGAGAUCGCAGUGCUUGCAGGGAGAUUCUCCCUCUACAUGAUCCCUCAGUUAUUUGCCUAUGGACUCAACUUCCCCAUCCAGAAGUUCCUACAAGCGCAGAGCAAGGUGAUGACCAUGGCGGUCGUCUCAGCAGUGGCGUUGCUGUUCCACUUGUUCCUCAGCUGGCUUCUCAUAGUCCAAUUCAAGCUUGGUCUUGUGGGUGCUGCAACUUCGCUUAAUGCAGCUUGGUGGGUCGUCGUUGUCGGGCAGUUCAUAUACGUAGCUUGGGGAUGCUGCCCCGGUGCUUGGAAUGGCUUCAGCUGGGGAGCUUUUAGGGACUUGGGUGCCUUUGCGAGGCUCUCUAUUGCUUCUGCAAUUAUGAUGUGCCUGGAGUUCUGGUUCUACAUGUUCCUCAUCGUGUUGGCAGGCAACCUGAGGAAUGCUCAGGUAGCAGUGGCUGCUAUAUCAAUAUGCAUAAACUUGUACGGGUGGGAGAUGAUGGUGUUCUUCGGCUUCAAUGCCGCCAUCAGCGUGAGGAUAUCGAACGAGCUUGGAGCAGGCAGGCCGAGAGCGGCUAAGUUCUCGAUACUGGUGGUCAUCAUGUCCUCCGUCGUGUUCGGCCUCGUCUUCUUUUCCCUGGUCUUGGUUCUCCAGGACGUUUACGGGGUUCCCUUCACCAACAGCCCUGACGUAGUUGCUGCAGUCACUGACCUCGCGGUGGUCUUCGCAUUCACACUCCUCCUCAGCAGUGUCCAACCAGUUCUAACAGGUGUGGCAGUAGGAGCUGGAUGGCAGACAUUGGUGGCUUAUAUCAAUUUGGGAUGUUAUUAUCUGGUGGGCAUUCCAGUAGGCUGCCUGCUGGCGUAUUAUUUUGAUCUAGGAGUGAAGGGUAUGUGGAGUGGCAUGCUAACAGGCGUAGGAUUACAGACCUUGGUACUUAUUGGGGUUACUGUAGGCACAAACUGGGACAAGGAGGCAAUGGAAGCAGAAUCUCGAAUAAGGAAGUGGGGAGGGUCUGUGGAUGAACCAACAAACAAAGAUUGAUUAAUUAGGAGAAAGAUUAAAUGUAGAAUGUCCACAAGGAAUGUGAAUGCUUGCAUAAAGAGAGUGUGGCUGGAUCAAGUUCCUAGAUUGCUUAUCACUCUUUGAACUACUUGCUUUUAUGGUAAGUAAAAAUCUCAUGGUCUUACCAAAGAGAAAUAAACAUGAACAUAUUGCAUUUUCUAAGGAUAUUGGGAUCAUUUUUGAGCUCCAAUGCCUUGGGAGCUUCCUGUAUUACUAUGCAAAUUCUUUUACUACGAGGAAGCCACUGCAUGUAUAUAUCCCUUUGAAGCCAGUAGUUUUCAUAUCUAUUCUUCUA
This is a messenger RNA of Musa acuminata AAA Group (dessert banana), 2174 nucleotides long. RefSeq names its product protein DETOXIFICATION 33. Gene Ontology annotation, cellular component: membrane. The record is from RefSeq and is a predicted model, not a curated record. The transcript has 8 exons. Lineage: Eukaryota; Viridiplantae; Streptophyta; Magnoliopsida; Zingiberales; Musaceae. Gene Ontology annotation, biological process: xenobiotic detoxification by transmembrane export across the plasma membrane. The coding region runs from base 665 to 1858 and encodes 397 amino acids. Gene Ontology annotation, molecular function: antiporter activity; xenobiotic transmembrane transporter activity.